This is a messenger RNA of Emys orbicularis (European pond turtle), 2440 nucleotides long. RefSeq names its product BRF2 RNA polymerase III transcription initiation factor subunit (gene BRF2). NCBI's taxonomy places the organism in Eukaryota, Metazoa, Chordata, Testudines, Emydidae. The record is from RefSeq and is a predicted model, not a curated record. Gene Ontology annotation, molecular function: TBP-class protein binding. Gene Ontology annotation, cellular component: transcription preinitiation complex; nucleus. Gene Ontology annotation, biological process: DNA-templated transcription initiation; transcription preinitiation complex assembly. The transcript is spliced from 6 exons. Bases 63 to 1244 code for a protein of 393 amino acids.
GUUUGCGAGCGGGAAGGCGGCGGCGGCUGCUGCUACCCGAGCCCGCGGGCGAGGUUUUCAAGAUGUCGGGCCAGAGAAAAUGCCCUGAUUGUGGCUCCUCUGAAAUUGUGGAGGAUGCACAUUAUGCUCAGAACCAACUGGUGUGUGCUGACUGUGGGUUUAUCCUCACUGAGGGGCUCUUGACAACCACUUUCCAAGAUGAAGAACAUUUACAAGAAGUGACAUAUUCACGGAGUACCGGCCAGAAUGAGCAGCUGAGCCGCUGUAAGCUACGAGGGAUCAAGCGUGUCCAGGAUCUCUGCAAAGUCCUCUAUCUUCCAGCUGUGUUUGAAGACACAGCCCUGUCCUAUUUCCAGCGAGCAAUUGAACACCCCUCCUUCCACUUAGUCAGCUUGGAGAAGAAGGAGAUUCUGGUAGGCUGCUGUGUCUUUGUGACCUGCCGGCAGCACAACUGGCCCCUGACCAUGGGUACUAUCUGCUCCCUGCUCUACGCAGACAAGGAGUUGUUUGCCAGCGUCUACCUGUGCGUCCUGAAAGAGCUUGAACUGGAUGUACCAGCCCUGAGCCUGACGGAUCUGGUGAAAACACACCUUAACAGUUUCAAGCUGUUCCAGAGUUCAGCCAGCGUCCCUGCCAAAUUUGCUGAGGACAAGGAAAAGAUGGUUGCCCGAACAAUCCAGAUUGUGGAGCUGGCCAGUGAGACGUGGCUGGUGACAGGCCGGCAUCCCAUUCCCAUUGUCACUGCUGCGGCCUACCUUGCGUGGCAGUCGCUGCAGCCCGUGGGGCGCCUGACGUGCACCUUCCCUCGCUUCUGUAAGCUGGCAGGUACAGACCUACCUCCACCGGCCCACCUGAGGCUGAAGGAGCUCAACGACAUCCUCUUGAGAAUGGCCUCCCAGCUGGCCUGGCUGCGCGUGCUCAACGUGGACAAAAAGACUGUGGUCAAACACAUCGGGGACCUGCUCCAGCACCGACACUUCCUGCUGAGAAGCUCCUUUAGCUCAGGAGACACUGAGGAUCAAAGUGCCACAGCAGCGGGCGAUGGCUCUAAAUGCAGCAGCGUACGGAGGCCUUUGCUGCCACCGUGCCUUAUAAACCCCAGGAAGAGACUUCGAACAGCAGCCCUGAGCCCUUCGGACCAGGCUAUCACUGGAGACGAGGCCAUUUCAGACAGCGAAAUAGAGCAAUACCUGCGGAGCCAGGAGGAGAUGCAGGAGUUCAGCAAGGCCCAGGCCUGGCACUGAAUUGAGCUCCCAAGAGCAACACGGACAAAGGCACUAAGAACUAGCCACCUGAAGCAAAGGUAUGAAUUCUCCAGCACAGCUGUCUGUGGCACUGCUAGCGGACAUGCUUCCCACUGGAGAAAUAGGAUAAUGGGGCCUCUUAAGCGUUCCAUGCUGCGGGGAGGAAUUGUAAGUAAAUGACAAUAUGCUCUCCUAGUUCUGCUGGGGCAGAAAAUUAAAAUACCAGAAUGACUUCCUAACAGAGACUUUCCUAGGGAAACUGUUUAGUUUGUUAGAAAUAAUCAUCACGGCUGCCAGAAAUGCCUUCAGGACGUUCUCUUACCAAUUUACAGUUAGUCAUUUUGUUGAAAUCCAGAUGUUCUCCAGCAUUGUCCUGGUGCAGCCCUUACAAGCGAGUCUAACUUGUCUGUGUACUGAUCGAAGGCGGCGGCAGUAGCAUGGGUAAGUAAUUCUAUUGUGCCUGUCAAUAGAAACAUGAUCUGUGUGGUUUUGGUUAGGACUAAUUGCUUUGCAUUUCCUGCCCUAAAUUGUAGGAUUAUUUGGAUGAGGAGGGCCCUUGAAUAGGUCAGCCAGUUCAUUUCUCAGGGCUGCUCAGUGCACACACGCCUUCUAUUAAUUAUUAUAGAACAAUAUCAGGGUUAUGCAUUUACCUUUGGAGAUCUGGAGGAGAAAGAGGGUACUUUUUUCCUGUCUAAAAGGAGUAACACUUGGUGAAAGCUCAGUGUUCCAACCUUGCUGUUUGGCACUUGGUUCAUUUGAGUUCCUUCCCAUGAAGUGUGACCCUGCUAUGUUGUUUCACUAGAGCUCAGCUGCAUUGUUUGUGAUCUAGUAGAACUGCCACUUUCAUUUGCUGUUAAGGCUUUUUUCAAAAUGUAGUGCCUGUUUCCCUCGGUGAGCAAUAUGAACGCCCUGUGUUUUAGACCACGUGUGGGCAUCACGCUACAAGAUCAGUCUUGGGGCCACUACCACGGGGACAGAUAGUGGUUGGGUUGGAUUGGAUAUCAGAGACAUCCCUAAUAAUACUGUUGGGAAGCUAGUGUUGCCCUCUGCCUAGUAAGGAAAACAGUUCUGACCUUGGCUGUUAAAUUUGUUAUGUGAAGCUGCUGGAAUUUUGAAUCCUUUCUUUGUACGAUUAUGGCACCAUUUGUUGAUAUCUAAAUACAGCCAAAUUCAAUAAAAGAAAUGACCUUGCUGUG